This is a messenger RNA of Oryzias melastigma (Indian medaka), 2834 nucleotides long. RefSeq names its product inka box actin regulator 2 (gene inka2). The record is from RefSeq and is a predicted model, not a curated record. Gene Ontology annotation, cellular component: nucleus. Gene Ontology annotation, molecular function: protein serine/threonine kinase inhibitor activity; protein kinase binding. Lineage: Eukaryota; Metazoa; Chordata; Actinopteri; Beloniformes; Adrianichthyidae.
UUGCACACGCACUGACAGGAAACUGUCCCCACGGGCUCCUUCAUGACACCACAGUCCUUCUGGAAAUAUCAGCAGAGGAGGCUGAGAUUUCAUUUUGCUGCUUUCUUCAGCUCCAUUAACAGUCCAGAAGCCUUUUAUUUUGUAAUAAAUCACAACACUAUUCCUCCUCAGGGAGGGUUACUCUGAAAAAAUCCCCUCAGUCCGGAUCUGAAUGAAACCCAGACGGCCACAAGAGGCUCGCUCAUUGGAGGAAAUUGGAUGGACGGCGUAAGCGCUGGUCUCGAAUGAUAAAAUAGGAGCAAAAAAAAGGAGGAGGAGGAAAACAGGAGCAUGACGCGCGCGCACCAUCAGUGUGCCAAGCAGCCUCCGCGCGGAUGCUGCCACAGAACGGAGCUGAUUAUUCAUUUGUUGAAGUAAACAGGUUUUCGUCAUCAGCACGAGCGCGGCGCGCAUUCCUCAGCAGGGUUUUGCGCACAGCCAACAGUCUGUGGAGCUCUGCGCGAGAGCGCACAUCCCCGCGCGCCUCUGGUCCUGGAGAAAGCCCUUUGGAGCCAUGUGCUGGUGACGAGUCUCCUCUGAAUUUUGCAAGAAUAUGGAGCAGCAUCUCUACAAAGUAGAAUCCAGAAACAUGGACUCGUGUUUGAGGCGACUCAAGCUGGAGCUGUUGUCCAUGAAAGAAGCUGGAGAUGGCCUCCAUGCACAGAUGAACUCCAUGAUGGGAGCCCUCCAGGAACUUAAACUCCUUCAGGUCCAAACUGCGCUGGAAAGUCUCGACAUUUCAGGACGACCCAUCAACAGAGGCAUGCCGCAUGCAGCACCAGCUCCAGCGGCUCCUUCUCCCCCAUCAACUGCAGCUUCAACAGAUGUGGGACAGACCAUGAUGGAUGAGCAGAGCCCAUCUCCAAGUCCAAGGCUGUCCGUGGACAGCCCGAACUCCUUAAGCAGAGAUGAUGAGAUUUCCUCUCGAAGCAGGAGCAGCCUGGAAACCUCGUCGUCGUCAACAUCCAGUCUAGAGAGUGAGACUGAGAGUGAAGAAAGUCUAAGAAGUGUAAGAAAUUCAAGAAGUGAGAACGACUUGGAGUCAAUACCCCGGAGGUGGUCAGGGUACAUGGCUCCUCAGGUGGACUUCUGUGGACCAGUAGUAGGAAACCCACCACCAGAACCUUCCCUUCAUUCAAAGCCUCCUCAUGCGGCGCAGGUGAUGGACCUGCCGGGAAUCCUCUACAGCCUCUCCAGAGAGGGUCCUUCCUUAGACAGCGACUACUCUCAGGACAGCGCGGAUGACGGCAGCGACUGGACAUCGUCACUCAUGAGCCGCAGUCGUAACCGUCAGCCCUUGGUGUUAGGCGACAACGUGUUCGCAGACCUGGUCGGCAACUGGCUGGACCUCCCCGAGGUGGAGCGAGAGGAAGGAAAAAACAAAGAAUGGAGAAAAAGGAGAGAUGAGAGGACAUUAGAAGGUGGGGCGGACAGACCAGACACGCCUGCACACCCUCUGCGGCUGAGCCGCUCACAGGAGAUCUGCAAGAAGUUCUCCCUCACCACCAACAUCUUCAAGAAGUUCCUGCGCAGCGUCCGGCCGGACAGGGACAAGCUGCUCAAGGAGAGGCCGGGCUGGAUGGCUCCCGAGUUCCCAGAGGGGGACAUUUUUAAAAGACCAAAGAAAGCGGCUCCGAAAAAUUCUAAAGGCAGCUUUUAUCUGCCUUUCUGGGCCAACGGGCAACAGGGCAAAGGCAGGCCAUGUCCGGAGAGGAGCAGCCACCCUCAACCCUUCCCCCAAUUCCAGCAGCAGCCGUUCACUGGGAUUUAUUUAGACAGGAGACAGCCAGACACUGGCCUGGAGAAAAUGCCACCCUUGUUUGACUAUAACACAGCUGUGUGGGUGUAGGAGUGAAUCCUCAGCCAAAAGACUGUCACUUGUGUCAGACUGAAUGCAUGACAGGUGCUGGUCAGUUCAGGACGUGAAAGAAAGAUGGAUGAAUGACUAAAAGAAAACUUGGCUACAAUUACCUUCCAAAGGGAAAUGAUGAACUUGGCUCUCACCACAUGGUCCUCCAGUGACUGUGAGGUGAUGGACUGUGUUUACUGUGUGUAUGAGUGCAGCAUGUGUACAUGUUUUUUAUUAUUGUUUUGGAUAUUUUGAAUUGAUGCUGCAAGAUCUAUAUUCAAUUUCCUGUACACUUACAGAUGAACAACUGGACUGCUGGGUUGUUUUGGUACCAUAAAAUGAACAGUUUUUCUCCAAUAACGUCCAUUUUUAUCAAUAGACUGAUAUCCCUUUGUUCUCUGCAUAUUUAAAAUAUAUUUCAUGUUUGCAUUUGUACAACUUAUCUAAUUGUCGCUAGCAAAACCAAGUGUUGACUGCAUGGAGACAGUUUGAGGCUGUUUCAGAGCACACUGCCACCAAAUCUUUCUAAUCGUUUUAGAGUUUCCAAAAGUCUCAGAGACUCAGGUUGAGCUGGACUCGUCUCAAUCCCUCUGCUCAGGAAAUCAAUGAAGAAAACACUUCAAGCUGCCAUAUUUAAUCCCCUAGAUGGAAACAAUUGUGUAAUUCAGUAUAUGCAACCCACACUUUCUUUUGGUGUUGAAAUUUCUUUACUGAAAGAAAAACUGAGGCCAAUGUUUUUAAAUAACAGAAAAACUGCCAAUUUAAUCAGAAAACAUAAUCAGUUGAUUAUAAAUGUUUAUUGGUCCAGAUUCAAUAGUGCUACGGAGUAUUGGGGCAACCAUAAAAAUAAAAAAGGUGAUAAAUUUAAGAGAAUAAAAUUGUAAAAUUAUGAGGAUAAAAGUUGUAAUUUUACAAGAAAAAGAGACAUAAGAUUAUGAAAAAAAGU